Molecule: messenger RNA, 873 nt
Organism: Puccinia graminis f. sp. tritici CRL 75-36-700-3
Lineage: Eukaryota; Fungi; Basidiomycota; Pucciniomycetes; Pucciniales; Pucciniaceae
Exons: 1
Coding region: 1-873 (290 amino acids)
Source: RefSeq, a predicted model, not a curated record
AUGUCGACCACCGCUGCACCUGAAGUCACCCCAAAGACCAAGUUCCUACAGCAACCAAGCAUCUACAAACAUGAUGUUGAACAACUAUCGGCGGAUGGUUUGAACUUCGAUAAAUGGAAACGGGGACUCACCCGCGUUAUACUUCUCACUCUGGGGCAUGCAAAUUUUUUCGACAAAGCCGAGAACUACGCGAAACUCACGGCCCAAGAAAACACCUGCCUCCUCUUUCUCAUUCAAAUCACGAUCCACGACGAGUUGGCCUCUCUGGUUGAUCAAUACACCAAGGGCACAGAGGCUUACGACGCUGUCCAAACCAACUUCCAGGGAACGGUCAGAUUUAGACAGAUGGAACUUAUUGAUAAGUUACUUGAACUCCGCAUAUCGGGCCCAACGACCGAGCCGUCGCAAGUACCGGGUUUAUUUAAUAAGGUAUUCGAGAUCUUUACAGGCCUACAUAAAGUGGGAGCUGGCCUUCCCACGGUCGUUGAAAGCCUUAUCCUCCAAGCCAUAUCUCCAACCCCCGCAUCCAUGUCCAGAUCUCAACUCUUCCAGAACAUUUCCCUUCAACUCGGUUCCAAGAAGGACGUCUCCGCUCGUGAUAUCCAAACCAUCAUCACUUCGGCUUACGGCGAAAGCCUCCGAUUUGACUCAAACCAACCUACUUCGGUCUCAGUCUUCCGUACUUGGAAUCAACCCGCUUCCUCGCCAAACAACACGUGGACGAGCCGCAAUCCAGGCCAACAACGCAAUGCGAAUGUGACCUCUCAAUCGUCAUCCUACUCCCAGAACGCUCCUCGCCAAUCCAACAAUGGCAAUCAUGCCAGACCUCACCAACAAAACAUUGGUCGCCCUGGUCUGUCAGCCUCUGGGUAA